Molecule: messenger RNA, 855 nt
Organism: Lolium perenne
Lineage: Eukaryota; Viridiplantae; Streptophyta; Magnoliopsida; Poales; Poaceae
Source: RefSeq, a predicted model, not a curated record
AAAAAGGGGAACGCGUUCCGUCGUCAACCAUCGCGUGGUACGUCCUCAGUUUCGUCGCACGUCCUCCUCCGUCCUCCGUUCCAAGCGCGAAAUGGGCCAAAGCCCAACUAAUCCUUCACACGAUUACACUGUUGCCUACCCGACACGAUUACGCCGCCGCCUUUCACGCCGCCACCCACCCAGCACCAGCACACUCCGCCUUGCACGCCGGCGCCUCCGCCAUGCCCAACUCGAGGACGAUGCCUCGAGAAAGCGAGACGCCAUGCCCAACUCCGGUGGCCAAGACCAGUGCCACUCGCCCUGCCCUAAUGGUAAUGGAGGAUGGCAUCCGGCACCACAACCCUCCCCGACACCUCUCCUGCACAGCCCCGGCUCGCCCAGCGACGCGGGUAGGGAAUCCAGACGAUUUGACUCAAGAUGCAGAUCUGGGUCAUGCUCUAAUACAACCACCUCUGGCAAACGUCACUAAGCAUGUCCUCAGAGCUGUACCAGCGCCACGCAAGGACGUCAGCGUCAAGGUGGAUGCCUCCUCCUGUCCCUUCCCUCGUCGGUGGAGAUCAGGGUGGACGCGCAUGCAGAAGCUCUGAUGUACCCAUCGUUUCUGAAGAAACAAAAAAACACACUUGAAUCAGCAAAGCAGGAGGCGGCGGUAGGCGGCGCCGGGCAAGGACGGACAUACCUUUGUGGGCGGCGGCAGAGAUUUCGGCUGCGCUUGUGUUAGAUGCUUAUUCAUCGCCGAAAUCCGCGCUCGGGGUGGGAAGGCGAGGGGCAAGACGGCUACAAGAUGGCCGAGGUCGAUGAAGGGGUCCAUAAUCCUUUCGAGGAGCAGGGCACACACAGUCUUUCUCCUUUCCA